This is a messenger RNA of Racocetra fulgida, 678 nucleotides long. NCBI's taxonomy places the organism in Eukaryota, Fungi, Glomeromycota, Glomeromycetes, Diversisporales, Gigasporaceae. The record is from the annotation of a GenBank genome assembly.
AUGGUAGAUUUUGUUCUACGUCUCAAGAGUGCAGAAGACAAAAGUCUUGAACUCUUUGUAUGUGAAAUUGCUGGCGGCCCAUACAAUUUGAAAUCCGAUAAAAUUUUGUCUGAUAAACGUAAAGUUUUUCGGGAACUUCAAGAUAUGUUGGCAGAAAUAAUUGGGUAUUUUAUAACCAAUUAUAAGGAUCGGUUUACUGAUAAUAUAAAUGCCUUACAAGAAAUGAUUGAACUGGUUAUCGAAAUUAAUGAAGAUCUCGAACAAUUGUAUGAUUCAAGAUCCAGUAAAAAUAUUAAAAAAAAAAAUACUGAACAAAUAAGUAGUCUAAAUAAAAAAUUUAAGGAUGAUAAAUAUAAGAAAGAAAUUAUUAAACUUGAAAAAUUUUCAAAGUUAAAUCGAGAAGAAAAUUAUCAAGAAUCGUGGAAAUUACUCCAAAAACUACUUAACGUUAAUUGUGAAGAUCGCACUAUCAAAUCUAAAGCUGAAUUUUUCACUGCUGAAUACCAUCUUCAUGGGAUGUUUGCAACAAAACUUGCCGAUAAAGAAGAAUACAAUUAUGCAUUAAAUAUUUUUAACCAGAUUUGUAAAAACAAAAGUUCUAAGCUUAAGGAUAGAGCUUCUUUCAUGGUGGAUAAAUGUAAAGGGAUGAGAGAGAAAUUUUGGAAGAAUUUAGAGUAA